Molecule: messenger RNA, 3198 nt
Organism: Anopheles bellator
Lineage: Eukaryota; Metazoa; Arthropoda; Insecta; Diptera; Culicidae
Exons: 10
Coding region: 1-3198 (1065 amino acids)
Cellular component (GO): plasma membrane
Molecular function (GO): protein binding
Source: RefSeq, a predicted model, not a curated record
AUGGACGGAUGCAAAGGAGUGGCGGCCCUCGUCCUGGCGCUACUUUGCUGGUGCCACCUGCCGGCCCCUGCCGGCUCGAAUGUGACCGAAACGAGACCGAAAUCUGGUGGCCGCGACCGGCCCUCUUCCUCGUCGUCCGCGCCAUCCCCAGCGAUCGUUUCCCUGUCGUCGGCCUCGAUAGUGGCCGCCCUUGCCCAACGCCACGCCAACGCGAACGGCAACGCCAGCGGUACCGGAAGUGGCCCUGCGUGGUCGCCGACGGUGGGUGGUGGGCCGGCCGGGAAAUGUAAUAUCGCCCAGUUGCGCUGCGCCAACGGGACCUGCAUACCGUCGUCGAAGUUCUGUGACGGCAACUUCGAUUGCCUCGAUAGGAGCGACGAGCCGGCCGCCUGUACAGUCUGCAACCGAACGCUGCACGGCGAAGCUGGCCGGACGUACGAGCUCCAGAUAGCCAACUCCCGCGACGCGUAUCCAUUCACGUGUCACCUCAACUUCAGCGCCUCCGGAGGACAGUACGGGGACAUCGUGCAGCUUAACCUGGCCAAGUUUAGCGUCGGCAAGUUUGUGGAAAAUCUGCACGACCUGAAGCAGCACGGCGAGUGCGUGGAAGGCUUCAUGACGAUCAGUGAGCAAGGGCUACCGAAUCUGGACGGCCGGUGGUGUGGAACCGCAUCCGGCUACACCAUCUACUACAGCGAGACGAAGUCGGUCAACGUGACACUGCGGCUGGACCAGCCACCCCAGACGAGCAGCGCCGCGAACGGGUUCGAGUUCCGGUUGAUCUACAAAUUUCUACGUCACAGCGAUGCGAAGCUAAGAAACGACAAACGGAUAUGGAACGGAGAGCUGAUGGCCGGCAGCUACUGCAAUCGAAACUUUAAUGACUGCGACAAACGGACCUGCCGAAUACGGUCACCGAACUAUCCCGGCAUUUAUCCGCGCAAUUUAACAUGUAAAUAUUAUAUCAAUCACCGGGUACCGCCGAGCGGUCUGCACGCCAUGAUCGUCCUCCGGCAGCCGGACGGCCAUAAAUUAAACAUGAAGGAGCAGCCGACCCACCACGAGGUGAACAACAGGAUUUUAAGGAGCUGGGAGCAGUGCGAUGAAGCGCAGGAUUACCUCAGCAUCUACGACGGUGGCUCGGCGGAGGCCCCGGCCAUCGGGAGGAUCUGCGGUGGCGAUGUCCUGCCGGAUAUCGUAUCCAGUGGUCCCGAAAUGCGUGUCGAGUUCCACACGUCCCCGUUCGAUGUACCGUUCCAUCCGAACCCCGUCACCUUUCUGCCCGGCUUCGAGCUGGAAGUCCACGUACUGUACGUGAACGCCAACUCGCAAUCUUAUAUACGUCAGCCGGGCCGCUGUGAGUUCAUCAUCAGCGCCUUCGAGAGUCAGACGGGCGAGCUGGAGAGCCCCCAGCACACGCUACCGCCCGAGAGCUCGUGUCUGUACCACUUCCAGGGCCGGCGCCACGAAACCGUGUGGGUCUCGUUCAUCAAGUACCAUUCGGCGAUCGAUCCGACCGGGUUCGAGUCGCAAUCGGAGUGCGUCACCCAGCUGCGCAUCUGGGACGGUCGAUGGUCGGUCACGUCGCGUCCGUACGGCACGCCGCCGGACUAUCAGCGCAACGCCAGCCUGAUCGAGCAGAUCUGCCGUGAGGAGGUACCACGGCUUUGCUCGCGAUCGCUGGUCGCGAAGGGCAGCCGGCCCUGUUCGACCCAAGAGAGCUACCUGUCGACCGGCUCGGACCUAACGAUCGAAUAUCGGCCCAGCCCGAUCGGAACGGCUCGCCUGUACGGUCCAGCUUCGGCCUUCAAGCUACGCUAUGAAUUCGUGGACAACUCCCUCGGUGGGGCUCCCCUCGAACCGCUGGUGGCUCCCUCGGCCAUGCCCGAACCGGCCGCCCUUGUGCAGUUCCACCCGAAGUCCUGUGACCGCGUGUUCCGCUCGUCGUCCGCCUCGCGCGGCAUCUUCCGGUCGCCAUCGAACGUGUUCAUGUACGGCCGCGGAGGCUCCCCCAACGUGUCCUGCAUUAUCCGCUUCGAGGCGAGCCCGGGCGAGAGUGUCAGGCUAACGAUCACUCGGGCUCGGUUUGGUGGCCGAUCGUGCCAGAACAUGCAGAACCGGUCGGGAAGGUGGCACUGCAACCACCACGGAGGUCCCGUUUCGGACCUGCGCAUCAGCGAGAUGCCCUGGACGGAUGUGCCACCGCUCCCGCGGGACUGCCUCUGCUCGGACGUGUCCGGUUCGAUCACACUGGCGCCCCUGGCGGCCAGCAUCGUCGAGGUGAAGUUCACCACGCUCCAGAUGGAGGUCGAUCAGGAUUUUCGCGACUUCUACUUCGAGGGUCGGUACGAGUUUGCGCGCGAUGGCUGCGAGACGGACUGGGACGAGCGGCGAUUGCGGGGCCGCAGCGGAGACGCCUACCUCCGGCCAACUCCCUGCCCGGCCCUAAUCCAACCGUGGCUGCUCGAGCCCGAAACCCCCGGCAGCUAUCUGGUGCUGAAGAUGAAGGGUUUCUGGAUGCCGCCGUUGCUCCAGUCAGCCCCGCCGUGCCCGACCGAUGCCCGAAUCACCGUUUACUCGACGAACAAUCCGCGUGGCUCACGAGACCUCUGCCCAUCCGGCCCGGACGUGGUCGCAUUCUCCGAUGGCUGGGACCGGGCCCACGAAUUCAGUGCUGUCGAGGUCGCCCGCAGCCUGAUCGUGGAGUUUCGCAGCUCACGGCGGCCACCACUCGAGACGGUCGACUACAAGUUCUCGUGGAUGGAGAUCUUCCCCGGGCACGACUGUCCGCACAAGUGCCAGGAGCUGCAGGCUUGCAUCCCGGCCGAGCUGUGGUGUGACGGGCGGGCGCACUGUCCCUCCGGUCAGGACGAAAGUCCGGCCGAGUGUGACCUCCGGUUGCCGCUAUCUCCGCUGCACGUCGGACUGGCGGCGGCCACCCUAACCCUGGUCCUCUCGCUGGCCGCCGGCUUGACGGCCUGUGCCCGGCGGAAGCGGGUCGAGAAGAAGCACCACCACCACCUACAGCACGGGACGGGCCAUCACCUGGACGGGCCGGGAGGUCCCGGACCGGGUGGUCGGGGUCCGUACGGUGGCUACCCGCACGCCGCCAAUCCGCACCACCUGUCCACGUCGUCGUCCCUGGGGCACCCGUUGACGCCCCUCUACCUGGACCCGACCAAGGACAGCUUCUGUUGA